This is a messenger RNA of Venustampulla echinocandica, 1122 nucleotides long. RefSeq lists its product as uncharacterized. Gene Ontology annotation, biological process: intracellular manganese ion homeostasis. The transcript is spliced from 2 exons. NCBI's taxonomy places the organism in Eukaryota, Fungi, Ascomycota, Leotiomycetes, Helotiales, Pleuroascaceae. Gene Ontology annotation, cellular component: fungal-type vacuole membrane. Bases 1 to 1122 code for a protein of 373 amino acids. Gene Ontology annotation, molecular function: iron ion transmembrane transporter activity; manganese ion transmembrane transporter activity. The record is from RefSeq and is a predicted model, not a curated record.
AUGGCACCCGGAGACAGUACUCGAAUUACACGGCACGGCCAAGACGGAUAUCUACAGCUACAGGCUUUGAAUCCCCAGGACCCUUCGAUAUCAAGAGUUCGGAGAAGGCGCCCAGAGCCACAACAACAAGGUCGAGCAAUAAAAGCCAUGUCUCUCGUGGGGUUAAAGAAUCUCUUCUUCCGGCAGACCCUCGCGCCGAUUCCCUCGCGACGCUCUAAGUUCAGUGGUGUAUCUGGCGCAGCAGCGUUGGACUGGAGCGAUGUUUCUGAACAGCCACUACUUCAAUCAUCCUCUUCGUCCGUACCCCACUCUUGCCCUCGGAGAUCUCGCGAUAGUGAAGACGACGAUAGGGAGGAUCUCGAGUCCCAGCAGAGUGUAGAUUCCAAGACGGAGAAGUCGAAUUCAAAUAGAGGUUUCCGCAUCGACGCCCGGAUUAUAUCAGACGCCACGAUUGGAUUGUCAGAUGGUCUGACGGUGCCAUUUGCUCUGACGGCCGGAUUGUCCGCGUUGGGGAAUACCAAAGUCGUUGUUUAUGGCGGGUUCGCCGAGUUGGUUGCUGGUGCGAUAUCCAUGGGAUUAGGGGGCUAUUUAGGUGCGAAGAGCGAAGCUGCAUCAUACGAAGCCCAAAGAAUCGAAACGCAGGAAAUGAUAGCAACCAAUCCCCACGUCGUGGUCGCAGAUAUAGUCGAAGUCUUUUCACCCUACGCCGUCCCAAAACAUACCCUCGACGACCUCACAACCCAUCUCGCACAGUCCCCCCGCCUAGUUGAUUUUGUCAUGCAAUUCAAACACUGCGCCGAAGAACCUGCUUCUUCUCGUGCCCUUACCUCUGCCACUACUAUCGCGCUGGCUUAUUUCCUCGGUGGUCUGUUGCCGCUUAUCCCUUAUUUCUGCGUUGGGGAGAAGCAGGUGUUCGAAGCGCUGUAUAUCUCCAUUGGAGUUAUGAUCGUGGCGUUGUUUGUGUUUGGCUAUGUGAAGACUUGUGUGGUUGUGGGGUGGGAUGGAGGGAAGAAUGUCAGGGCAGGAUGCUUUGGGGGUGUACAGAUGGUGGUUGUAGGGAGUGCGGCGGCGGGCGCGGCGAUGGGGUUGGUGAGACUCUUCAGUCAUGAGGAUGGGUUCUAG